This is a messenger RNA of Etheostoma cragini (Arkansas darter), 1322 nucleotides long. RefSeq lists its product as uncharacterized. Lineage: Eukaryota; Metazoa; Chordata; Actinopteri; Perciformes; Percidae. The coding region runs from base 234 to 1127 and encodes 297 amino acids. Gene Ontology annotation, biological process: regulation of DNA-templated transcription. The transcript is spliced from 5 exons. The record is from RefSeq and is a predicted model, not a curated record. Gene Ontology annotation, molecular function: sequence-specific DNA binding; DNA-binding transcription factor activity.
AGCUGGGUAACACAGCUUCAAUCAAAGACAAGUGAAAUCAGCUGGUCUAGUGUUUGGUCAAAAUGGAAACUCACAGCCGUCAGAGUCAAGUCCUAAACUUGUUUUUUAAAGCAGUCAGCACAGGACUUAUAUCCAGAGCUGACCUCUUCAGGUCCACAUCUGCUCUCAGUGAGGUUGUGAUCACACUACCCUGCGUGUGAAGACCUGACUCCUCUGAUUCUUCGACCAACAAGAUGCAGAACAGGAGGGAGAAGUUUGGAGCUCAGCUGGCUCUCUUUGCUCCAGCCAGCAGCUCUCAGCGAGGUGUGUUCAGUGAGAGCACCACCUACCUGGCUAAGAUCGCUGUCGUCCUCCAAAACGCUCCAGGCAAGAUGCUCCCUUUUACUCAGUUGAUGGACGGACUGGCACCGCUAAUUCCUGGAGACAGAAAAUCAGUUGAGAACAACAUCAGAGUUUGUUUAUCAACCAACAAAUGUUUUGUCAAGAUUCCAGUGGUCCCAGAUUCUCUGCACAGUAAGAGAAACUACUGGAAACUGGAUGCCAGUCAGAUCACAGCAAAGAUGGUGCGUCGUCACUUCAAAGGAAUCCUGCAGUUCUUUCCUGAGUUGGCCUCCAAAGUGGAAACAGAGAUCGUGAGCAGACCACCCCAGCACUGCUCAGCUCUCCACUCCCCUGAACCUGCAGCCUGCACAGCUGUUCAGAUCAGAUGUGAGGUGAAGUUCAGCAGUCCUUUCUCCAUUGAAUCCCUCCUGAAGAGAGACAGUCCCUCUGCUCGGGCCUCCAGAGCGUCUCCUCUGUCCAGCGUGCGGUUCAGAGUGGAGCAGCAGCCUCGGUCCACACACGGACGAUUUGGGACAAAGAGGAGCUUCAGCUGGGACUCUGAGGAGCCUCUCCUCCUUCAUGCUUCAGCUGGAAGUUCCCCCGUCUGCUCAACAGGGGGCAGCACACACCAUGGACUCACAGCUAAUGCAGUUGCUCAGCCCAUCGGGAUGGAUGUGUGCUCUGAUCCCUCAUUCCCUGUCUACACAAGAGCCAGUGCUGCUCCCUAUUUCACCAGCCCACACAGCAGUUACAUCACUUACCCUGGACCCGCAUUUACCCAUGAUGCUUUCCGUUUUCGUUUGUAAAGGUAUUUUUCCUACUUCCAAAAUUGCACUUUUAUAUGUUAUAAACUUUUGAGUGGACCGUACACAUCGGAGAGAUUUUUCUUUAAAAUCAGACACAUUCAAACCACACAAGGCCCAUUAGUAGGUCCCAUGUGUUUCUUGUUGUCGUAUCUAUAUUUCUUUUAUUUGUGGUUGUAUUUUGUUAAAAAACAACUC